Erythranthe guttata (spotted monkey flower) is the source of this 2372-nucleotide messenger RNA. RefSeq names its product ARM repeat superfamily protein. The record is from RefSeq and is a predicted model, not a curated record. Gene Ontology annotation, molecular function: ubiquitin protein ligase activity. Gene Ontology annotation, biological process: protein ubiquitination. NCBI's taxonomy places the organism in Eukaryota, Viridiplantae, Streptophyta, Magnoliopsida, Lamiales, Phrymaceae.
UUUAUUUAAUUAAUUUUUUUUUUAAAUAGGGAAAUUAACAGAUAAUAAACAUUACAAGUAUGCGUGUUACUAUUCAAUGUAGUCAACAAGGAAAAGGAGAAAACAGCCCUUUCUCUCUCUCCUCUCCAAUUAUCUGUGAAUUUCUCUCUCUAGUCUCUCAUUUUCACAGGUUUGAGAGCUUCGUUUCUUUGAUUCUUUCUCUUAUUUUGUCGCAUUUUAUUUUUCUAGAUCUCUGUUUGGUCCGGAUUCAUUGCUUAUUCAGCCCCCAUCUUUUGUGUGCGUGGUGGUGGUUUCAACUCUUUUUAGAGGCUUGAAUUGAUUUCUAUUUUUCCUUUUUUUCUUUUGGGGAAGAGUGUUGAUUGUGAAUGAUCUAUGAUGUGCUGUAUGAUUGUGCUGCUCUUUUUGAGUUUUGACCACUAAACUAGAGAGAGAAAAUCACAUAAAGUGAACUAGAGAGAGAAAGCAGUAAGAGAGAGAGAGAGGGAAAGAUGUACCUUUUGAAGGAGUGGAAUGCUGCUUGGUUCCAUUCUCUCUUUAGCCUUUUCCACUCCACACAUGUGUUCUUGUUUCCUUGAAAGCCUUUGGUUUUUGGGGAUUAUUGGGGAUUUUUUUUUUUUUUAAACCCUAGAAGAGGAUUUUGCCAAUAUGCCUAUGUAUCAGCCUUCAAAGAGAGAUGGGCUACUUGGAUUUGAGGGUUUUGGAGAUGGUCUUAUAUUAGAUCUAAAUACAGAGGCGAAGCAUGGUGUUGCAGCAGCUGCGAUUUACGGUGGAGGUGGGAUUGGUGAGAAAUUGGAUCUGAAGAAGAUGAUUGAGGAGCUGAAUUUACCAGAAGUGCCAUUGGUUUUUGUUUGCCCAAUUUCUCUUGAACCAAUGCAAGAGCCAGUCACCCUUUGCACAGGGCAAACCUACGAGAAAUCGAACAUCCUCAAAUGGUUCAGCUUGGGCCACUACACUUGCCCCACCACUAUGCAAGAACUCUGGGACGACACGAUUAUGCCGAACAGUACGCUCCACCAUUUAAUCUACACUUGGUUCUCUCAAAAGUAUGUGCAGAUGAAGAAGAGAUCCGAAGAUGCCCAGGGAAGAACAUCCGAUCUUCUCGGCACUCUUAAAAAAGUUAAAGGCCAGGCGAGAAUCCAAACCCUCAAAGAGCUCAAGCAAGUCGUGGCGAACCAUUCAACCGCUAGGAAAACGGUUGUUGACGAAGGAGGGGUGGCGCUUCUUUCGUCUUUACUCGGUCCCUUUACCUCGUAUUCCGUAGGCUGUGAAGUCAUCGCCAUUCUCGUGAAUUUGACACUAAAUUCUGAAUCGAGGUCGAAUUUGAUGCAGCCCGCAAAGAUAUCGUCCGUUGUGGAUACUUUAAACGAAGGGUCUUUAGAAACGAAAGUCAAUUGUGUCCGUCUGAUCGAGAGAUUGAUGGAGGAGAAAGACUUCCGUGCGGAAAUAAUCUCGAGCCAUAGCUUGUUGGUUGCAUUGAUGAGGUUGGUUAAAGAUAAGAAACACCCAAACGGUCAUUUGCCGGGGCUUAGUCUUCUCAAGCUAAUUAGCAUGCAUAAUCAGGUACGGAGUUUGAUUGUGAGCAUUGGAGCAAUACCUCAAUUAGUUGAAUUGAUACCACUCUUGAAUCAAGAGUGCUUGGAGUUAGCCUUGUUUAUAUUGGAUGCUCUGUCUUGUGUGCCCGAAGGGAGACAGGCUUUGAGGGAUUGUUCGAAAACUAUACCUAGUAUGGUAAAGAUACUGAUGAGAAUAUCCGAAAGCUGUACAGAAUAUGCUCUUUCGAUCUUGUUGUCUGUGUGCAAACUAUCGCCGGAGGAAUGCUCAUCCGUAGCUGUGGAUGCAGGUCUUGCUGCAAAGCUACUUCUUGUAAUCCAGAGCGGUUGCAAUCCAGCACUCAAGCAGAGGGCGGCCGAGCUAUUGAAGCUAUGUAGUUUGAAUUAUUCAGAUACAAUCUUCAUUUCCAAGUGCAGAUUAACCAGGACAAUCCAAUGAAUUUGGAGCGUUGACCAUCUCGGAUAAAGUCAAACUGAGAAGUUUGCAGAGUCGUGAGACGCGGAUUUUGCUUUCCUUGUAUAGUAUUUGGGCUGUUGGUUCGAACAAAUGUGGGGUUUCAGUAUUUGCGUUUGCUUUCACGAUACAGUUUGUGGCUCUUGCCAAACUUUCAAUCGGAAAGUUUGUAGUGUUGCUCCCGCAUUUUCGGAAUCCUAGAGGAUUGGAAGGCCCUCGAAUAAUCUUUGCAACUUUGUCAAAAUUUUGUACGGGCAGAGGGUAGAAACGAUGUAUAAAGGGGUCUCUUUUGGCUCCAUCCAUUCAACAUGUAUAUUUUCUUCACGAAAUUUCUUUUUUAUUCUUAUGGAUAAACAUCUUCUAUAUUA